AGCGUAACAAUGUUAUAGCACAGUUGAAAGCAAGAAGGGAAGACACGUUACUCCGCGAGGAGACGAAAAAAAGAAAGAGAGAAGAGACAGAGCGAGAAGAGAAGAGGUGUAAAUUGAAAACAUCGGAGGUAUACUUAGAUGACAGUGUUGGUGAAGCUCCUAAGCCCGAGUCAAGACCGCCACCUAGCUGUAGCCCCAAAAACGAACAGCCAAACAAACUCUACGUGCCGUCCAAAGAUGAUCUGAACACGAUUCGGCUGUCUAGGGAUCACCUAGAAAAAAUGAUAGAUAUGCCAUUUUUUGAAAAAAACCGCCAUUGGCUGCUAUAUAAAAAUUGGUGUUGGUCAACAGGGAUUUGACCCUAUUUACAUAAUUGCUGAAAUAUUUGGAGUGUACGAAACAGCUAAGAUGUAUAUGUUAGGGAGAACUAGAACGAAUAAGGGCUUUAAAGUUCGAAUUGAAAACGAAUAUCGGGUCUACAGAUUUGAAUUCGUUUCUAAUCAGGACAUCAAUGCUGGCGAGUACCACCAAUGGCUUGUAACGAACAUACAAGCAAAGCAGCCUUUUCCAACCAGACAGCAUGUGGAACAAAAAAAAGCGGAUAUCGAAGAGGCGAUGAAUUAUGAAUUCAACGACCAGGAUAUUGAAAGAAUCAUCAAAGAAAAAGAAAGAUUCAAACAAAAUCCCCGCAAUUUUGCUAUGGAAAAGAGAAGAUUAGCGGAAGAAAGAGAAUUAGCCCGUACCAAUGGAGAUAUCCACAGGGCCAAUGAAUUGGAAAUGAGGCUGUUUGAGUUGGAGCAAAGAGCUUCUGAACUUGAUAUGGUCAGGACCUCCACAAUUACUAGUAUCGCUUAUAUAAACGAUCGGAAUAGGAGGAGAAAUACCGAAGAAGCUGAAAAAGCCAUUAGGGAGGAACACGCUGCAAGUAACGGGAGAAAGGUUUAUGAUCCUUUUACUAGGCGUUCCACGAAACCUACCAUGACUUUGAGACACGCAGAAGAGUCACUUCCUGAACUUGUUCCAGAAAUGGCACCACCUGCACCAAGGGUAGUACCCAAACCUCCACCACAACCAAGUACGGUUGAAAACAACGAUCUUUUUGAAGCUCAUGACUUCGAACUGAAUCUUGAUAUAAAAAUUGAUCCUCAACCAGCAUUACCAGAAUCCGAAAUGAGGCUGAUCCUCAAGAUUGCGAUAUUUUUCCUAACGAAAUCAGAAGGAAAUUAACGAAUUGCAAAUCCUUCAAAAUUGCAUAGAUGGCUACAAUGAAAUUC
Harmonia axyridis is the source of this 1274-nucleotide messenger RNA. Its product is annotated as RNA polymerase-associated protein Rtf1-like. The record is from RefSeq and is a predicted model, not a curated record. The transcript is spliced from 5 exons. Lineage: Eukaryota; Metazoa; Arthropoda; Insecta; Coleoptera; Coccinellidae. Bases 409 to 1227 code for a protein of 272 amino acids. Gene Ontology annotation, cellular component: Cdc73/Paf1 complex. Gene Ontology annotation, molecular function: DNA binding; RNA polymerase II C-terminal domain phosphoserine binding.